CAGGUCAUUGACUCAUUAUUACGACCUGUUCGUUUCCAUUCCCGCACUUCUACAUCGCCUUCCUGUUCACUAUUCAGUUCUGUAGACUUGCGCCGCAUUAUAAAAGACCUCGAAUUCUCCCUGAGCUCUAGAACUCGCCACUGUUGAUCCAACUCGAGUUAACGAAGGUUAGGAAAGUUUUGUUUUUUCUCUUCGCACCUAGUUCUUUCUCAUCCACCGCGAACCCAGAAUAUUCGCAGACUUACUGGCGGCUUCAAUUUUAAUUUUCAUUAAUUUAGGAUUUGUACAUAAACUCUCCGGCGUCACCUGCUUCCUCCUCCUCUUGGGUUCCACCUCCUCCGUUUCAUGCGCGUUCAUUGAUCUUCGGGUCGAUUUUCUGUCGAAGGAUCUCGCCGGCGUCUCCCACUCCCCUGGGCCAAGAUUUUCUGUGCGUAGAGGAUUUCAGGUGAACAAAUUAAAAGAAACCCGCUUUCUUCUUGCCUUGUUCUUGUCCUCCGCAGAUAUUUGGAAGUAAUUUGGGUUGUAAAAUCCCUUAUUUUUUGUUGCCUGCGCUCCCUUGCGCAAGACUAAAACCCUAUAAAGGUCAUACUUUUGUAGAAUUUCCCUUUUGUGAGGUUACCCUGCACUUCUCUCUGUCUUUCGGUUCCUUCUCUAGUUGUUUUGGUGGUCUCUAGUGUUUCUCCACCCUGAUAAAAAUAUCAUCUUUCUGUUACACAUUAUAUAUAAUUUUCUAAUCCCUGAGCAGCCAAACAUCUCUGCUAGGAAACAAUCAAUAUUUGAACUUACCCACAAAUCACCGUUAACUAUCUCUUCUCACAUAAUUGUGCACCUCACUCCACUUCUACAAAUUUCAAUGCCCACUUAGUCGAAUCAGAAGAUCGCUCUCAUGGCAACGCUCAACUUCUAGCUGCUUGCCCUGAUGUCACUUGCCUGCGGUCUGCCCCUCAUCGAGUGUGUAUACUGCCUCGCCUGUGCCCGUUGGGCUUGGAAGCGCUGCAUCCAUAACGCCGGCCAUGACAGCGAAAACUGGCCCAUUGCCACCAUUGAAGAAUUCGAGCCAGUUCCCCGAAUAUGCCGUUAUAUACUAGGGAACUAUGAGGAUGAUCUUGAACACCCUCAAUGGGAGCCACCAAGAGGUUACAACAUGAAUCCUCAGUGGGUUGUUCGCCGCAAAACUUAUGAAGAAACCCGCGGCCGUGUGACGCCUUACUUGCUCUACGUCGACCAUUCCCAUUCUGAUAUUGUUCUUGCCAUAAGAGGUCUAAAUUUGGCGAAAGAAAGCGAUUAUGCUGUGCUGCUUGAUAACAGGCUUGGAAAGAGGAAAAUUGAUGGAGGUUAUGUUCAUAAUGGGCUGUUAAAAGCUGCUGCUUGGGUGUUGGAUGCAGAAUGUGAUACUAUAAAGGACUUGCUGGUUAAGUAUACUGAUUAUACUCUCACUUUUGCUGGACAUUCUCUUGGAUCUGGUGUGGCUGCAAUGCUGGCAAUGCUGGUUGUUCAGAAUCGACAGAAGUUGGGUAAUAUUGACAGAAAGAGGGUUCGAUGUUAUGCAAUAGCACCAGCUAGGUGUAUGUCUCUCAAUUUGGCUGUUAAAUAUGCUGAUGUGAUAAACUCAGUUGUGCUUCAGGAUGAUUUCUUACCUCGGACAGCUACUCCUUUGGAAGACGUUUUCAAGUCACUUUUCUGUUUGCCUUGUUUGUUGUGUCUAAGGUGUAUGAGAGAUACAUGUAUACCGGAAGAAGUCAUGUUAAGAGACCCGCGACGGCUAUACGCUCCAGGUCGACUAUAUCACAUUGUUGAAAGGAAGCCAUUCAGGUGUGGAAGAUUGCCCCCAGUUGUGAAAACAGCAGUGCCGGUUGAUGGCAGGUUUGAGCACAUUGUCCUAUCAUGCAAUGCCACGUCUGAUCAUGCUAUAAUUUGGAUAGAAAGAGAAUGCCAGUGGGCUCUGGAUCUGAUGCUUGAGAAGGAAAAGGCCAUGGAAAUACCUCCGAGUCAGCGAAUGGACCGCAAGGAGUCACUUGCGAAAGGGCACAACGAAGAACACAAGGCUGCACUCCGUAGAGCAGUUUCAUUGUCCGUGCCAGAUGCCUACUCGCCUUCACCCUAUGGCACAUUUGAGUCGAAUUCGAGUCCAAUUAGUGAGGAUUCCCCUUCUUCAUCUCUGAAGGUGGGGCAUAGAAUGACCUGGGCCGAGGUCGUCGAGAAGAUUUUCGAGCGGGAUGAGUCCGGUCGAAGAGUAGUCCGUAGAACAGCUUCUUGUGAUUCAAUCAUGUAAUAUAUUUUCUUUUUCACGUUGUUAUUCUUGUAAUAUUUACCAUUGUUUAUUAUUAGGGGCAUUUACUUACAUACCACUCGAUUCUUAUGAAUUUACAUAUCU
This is a messenger RNA of Phalaenopsis equestris, 2374 nucleotides long. RefSeq lists its product as uncharacterized. NCBI's taxonomy places the organism in Eukaryota, Viridiplantae, Streptophyta, Magnoliopsida, Asparagales, Orchidaceae. The transcript is spliced from 5 exons. The coding region runs from base 920 to 2272 and encodes 450 amino acids. The record is from RefSeq and is a predicted model, not a curated record. Gene Ontology annotation, biological process: lipid catabolic process.